Molecule: messenger RNA, 1293 nt
Organism: Chrysochloris asiatica (Cape golden mole)
Lineage: Eukaryota; Metazoa; Chordata; Mammalia; Afrosoricida; Chrysochloridae
Gene: TERF1
Product: telomeric repeat binding factor (NIMA-interacting) 1
Exons: 10
Coding region: 1-1293 (430 amino acids)
Biological process (GO): telomere maintenance
Cellular component (GO): chromosome, telomeric region; nucleus
Molecular function (GO): protein homodimerization activity; telomeric repeat DNA binding
Source: RefSeq, a predicted model, not a curated record
AUGGCGGAGGAUGCAAACUUACAGUUUCUGAGCUCUCGGGGAUGUGCGGAUGGAAAGGAUGCGGAUACUGCAGAGGAGCGGGUGGCAGAAACUGCAGGAGAUAUCAGGGAGCAGCAAUUCGAGUGUCAGGCGCAGAUGGGGAACCUGGAAGAGGAGGAGGACGCCGACUUGGUGGCCGAGGCCGAGACCGUGGCCGCCGGCUGGAUGCUAGAUUUCCUCUGCCUUUCUCUUUGCCGUGCUUUUCGCGACGGUCGCUCCGAGGACUUCCACCAGACCCGCGACAGCGCCGAGGCUAUUAUUCAUGGAUUGUCCAGUCUAACAGCUUACCAAUUGAGAACUAUAUACAUAUGUCAGUUUUUGACAAGAAUUGCAGCAGGAAAAGCCCUUGAUGCACAGUUUGAAAGUGAUGAGCGAAUAACACCCUUGGAAUCAGCCCUCACUAUUUGGGAGUCACUUGAAAAGGAACAUGAUAAACUUUGUGAAGAAAUAAAGAAUCUCAUAAAAAUUCAGGCUAUAGCUGUUUGUAUGGAAAAUGGCAAUUUUAAAGAAGCAGAAGAAGUCUUUGAAAGAAUAUUUGAUGAUCCAAAUUCUUAUACGCCUUUAAAAAGAAAAUUGCUGGCGAUAAUCUCUCAGAAAGAUGCCUUCCAUUCUAUUUUUCAACACUUCAGCUACAACCAGAUGAUGGAAAAAAUAAAGAGUUAUGUGAAUUAUGUGCUAAAGGAAAAAUCAUCAACUUUUUUAAUGAAGGCAGCAGCAAAAGUUGUGGAAAGUAAAAGAACAAGAACACUAACUACUGAAGAGAAAUCUGAUAGUAAUGAUAUUGAAAUGGAAACUCAAGUUAAUUUAGAUACACGAAAAAGUGUUAGUGACAAACAGUCUGUCGUAACUGAAUCCUCAGAGGGUACAGUAUCCUUAUUGAGGUCUCAUAAGAAUCUCUUUUUAUCUAAGUUUGACUGUGGAAGCCAACUACACGGUCCUAAUGAGAAAGAGAAAAGAAUGGAAACGGUUCAAAGUGAAAAGAACGUGAAGUUAAGUAGAAGAUCAAGUGAACACAAGAAAGGAAAUUACAAAGAUCAGCCAGUAACUUCUGAAAAAUAUCGAGUUAGGAAAAAACAGGCCUGGCUUUGGGAAGAAGACAAAAACCUGAGAAGUGGUGUGAGGAAAUACGGAGAGGGAAACUGGACUAAAAUACUGUUACAUUAUAAAUUCAACAACCGAACAAGCGUCAUGCUAAAGGACAGAUGGAGGACUAUGAAGAAACUGAAACUGAUUUGCUCAGAUAGCGAAGACUAA